Molecule: messenger RNA, 2523 nt
Organism: Cladophialophora psammophila CBS 110553
Lineage: Eukaryota; Fungi; Ascomycota; Eurotiomycetes; Chaetothyriales; Herpotrichiellaceae
Exons: 7
Coding region: 1-2523 (840 amino acids)
Biological process (GO): DNA-templated transcription; positive regulation of transcription from RNA polymerase II promoter by galactose
Cellular component (GO): nucleus
Molecular function (GO): zinc ion binding; RNA polymerase II cis-regulatory region sequence-specific DNA binding; DNA-binding transcription factor activity, RNA polymerase II-specific
Source: RefSeq, a predicted model, not a curated record
AUGCCAGAUGCUGGCACAGGAGCCAUGAUCCACCAGAAUAAUAUGCAUCAGCCUGAUCGAGGAGGGGACGAUGUCCACUCCGCCCUUCAGACCGACAGGGCCCAACAACGUCGCCAAAAGGCUGAAGAGUCCGAAUGGGCCAGUGCCAGAAGCGGAAUCUCCGGAGCAGACCAGGCGUCAGAGAACAUUGAUCCCCCUAGCAAACGACGACGAGUCGCGCUGGCGUGUACCGUUUGUCGUGGGCGGAAAUCACGUUGCGAUGGCACGCGCCCCAAGUGCUCGCUGUGUAUCGAGUUGGGGUUCGAGUGCGUCUACCAACAGUCUGCGUCAUAUUCAAACAUCAUUAUCGGCAAGGAAUACCUGUCGUCGAUCGAGGAUAGAUUGAAGUUGGUGGAAGGCCGUCUUGCCUCUCUAGAGAAUCGUGACCGCACAGUUAUCUACCAACCUGCCAAUCCAACCGUCUCAAAUGGCGUCUCUUCUACGAAUUCCGCGCAGCCGGAGACGGCGUGCUUGCGGGAAGAGAGCCUCGAAGAUGCGGAAACCAUCGAAGAUCCCAUUGAUGCAAUGGGAGCCGUCACAUUUGCGCAGGAAGAGGAUUGCGCAUUCUUUGGUCCUUCGUCGAACAUUGCUUUCCUCCGGCACGUCUCUAGGGCUGUGGCCCGAUUGACUCACGACCCUGAGCCCUGGAAACCGUCUCCCGCAGAACAUCACUCGGUAGGGUUUACAGGUGGAUUCAUCAACACCUCUGGCCCUGCCUCGCCCAUUCCGACCACGCACGAUCUUCCCUCCGAGAAGGUGAACAUCUAUGCACUUCCUCCUGACUCGGUGGCUCGCGAGCUCCUCAAUUGGUACUUCAGCAACACUGGCUUAUUGUUUCCUUAUAUUCAUGAGCAAUCUUUCAUGGCAACAUUUGAGCAGGCCAGCAAGGACAAGUUCAAAGGCGUCAGGAGGAUUUGGCUUGCCCUGCUAAAUAUUGUCUUUGCACAUGCCAUGGUGCAUGCGCGAGAGAACACGACCACUCCAGGAAGCGUGGAGUCAACGUCGGCGAAAGCAAGCGCAGAGUCUGAGAUAUACUUUCGACGGGCUUCAGGACUCUUCAACGAGAAGAACGCGAAUGGGACCGGGACUAGUGUGGAAGUUGUGCAAUUUCUCCUACUCAUGGGUCAGUACCUUCAGGGAACGCAGAAAUCGGUACAGACAUGGAAGACACAUGGUCUUGCCGUACGAGCUGCAUUUCAAAUCGGACUUCACUCGAGUGAUUUAGCCAGAGUUUUUCCUCCGCCCGAGCAGGAGGUCCGGAAAAGGACGUGGUUUGGUUGUAUCAUGCUCGACCGAACUUUGAGCAUGACCUUUGGACGACCACCAGCGAUCCCUGACAGUUAUGUCCAGCUCGAGCUGCCAGUGGAAUUCACUGUCCUGGACGGCGCAGGUGCAGGGGCAGACCAGAAGGAGUCUUUGAGCAUUGCCUUCUUCAACGGCACCAUUGCGCUCUAUAAGGUGCUAUGCACGAUCAUAGAUUCGCUGUACGGCCAGAACCUCGCCUGCUCGUUCAAAGCAAACGCCGUCGAUACAGUCGCUCUAGUCUACAAGAUCGAAAAUCAGCUGUCCGAGUGGCAACGGGGACUGCCAUCCCAUAUGAGGCUCAUCGCCACUCAAGACAUCCUGCCCGAACGCCUGCCGCAGGUCGAGAGCUCGGCAGAGGAAGCAUGGCGGCAGCUGCGCCUCCGGUUCAUCCUCACCCUGCGCUACACGAAUGUCCGCAUACUCCUGCAUCGGCCUGUGCUGGUCAAGUUCCUCGACGGGCUGAGCAACCCGACGAACCACCAGGAUACCUCGUUGUUGCAGCAGGUCGGCACCAUCCACAUCCAAAUCGCCAUCAAGUCGGCAAAGGAGAUUAUUUGUCUUGUGCAUAACGCUCUGCAGUCUGCGACAGGGCGGUCGAAGUGGGGUUUGUUGGGCGCGUGGUGGUUUUCGCUGUACUAUACCUUUAAUGCAGCCUUGGUUCUGGGUGCAUGUGUCUUGGUUCAAAUCGACCAAAAGGCCUCGGGCAACGAAUCAAAUAUGUCAUUGACCGAGUCGACCGAGGAUAUGAGCCUGCAUUUGGGCAUGGCCAUCGAAGCGAUCCGCCAUCUCGACAGCGACAAUCGCAUGGUGGCGCGGUGCCGAGAUUAUCUCGAACAGUUUGUCCAGGUCGUUCAGGCGCUAGCAAUUGGACAGGGUCUCCUUCCACAACCCCACGACUGGCACCCCAUCACAUACCACGCGGCCAAUGCGUCCGUGUUCGGCCAAGUGCCGCCAGCACCGCAUCACGGAGGAAGCGACUACGGAGUUCUGCUCGGUGGCGCGGCCGCGGCGGUGGGCGUUGGCAUGGGCAUGUUCAACGGCGGCGGCAACAGCGCCGGUAUGGUUGCGAGCAGCAAGCAGAGCCCGCUCGGCAUGGAGCUGGGCGAGUUCAUGCUCGAUGGCGAUCUCGAGUUCUUGACUAGUCAUUCCUUCACAUAUAAUCGGGGCGUGGCUCCGUGA